UGGAAACUGUGCACGGAAUAUUUAUCUGCAGAAACAUCUAAACAAACAGGUAAACAACAGGAAUGUCCACGUCGUAAGUAUCAACUAGGUCUAUUACAAAUAGAUUCAACUCCUACUCUUCGAUUUCAAUUGCCCAUUAGAAUCUACGAAGAGCCUACCAGGCACAUCAUAAAACACAGAAUCAACACGAUUACACGAACAUAACCAAACUCGCCUCCAAAACAUUGGCAAGCUGAUGAGUUCCUCACCACUCAGAAGCAGGUAAUCGCUUCAUUUCUGAAACAACCCCCAGCUCCACUCCGCCCCUCUCUCAGUGGAGAUUGCAGCAGCUAGCAUCGAUGGACCUUGGUACUGUUCUUGCAUGCAUCCUUUCCUUCUUGGCCGCGGCCUUCUCCAGCGCCGGGGGAGUCGGAGGCGGCUCAUUGUACGUCCCCAUCCUCAACAUCGUCGCCGGGCUCAGCCUCAAGACGGCGACCGCGUUCUCCACGUUCAUGGUCACCGGCGGCACGCUGUCCAACGUGCUCUACACCCUGAUUGUUCUCCGCGGCCACGAGAAGGGCGGCCACCAGCCGCUGAUCGACUACGACAUCGCCGUGGUCUCGCAGCCGUGCCUCCUCCUCGGCGUCAGCGUCGGCGUGAUCUGCAACGUCAUGUUCCCCGAGUGGCUCAUCACCGCGCUCUUCGCCGUGUUCCUCGCAUCCGCCACGUUCAAGACGUACGGCACCGGGAUGAAGCGGUGGCGCGCCGAGACGGCUGCGGCGAGGAGGAUGCUGGAGGGAGGGAGCUCCCUUGGCGAUGGCGCGGGGGAAGCGCUUCUUGGCCAGAAGGAUGGAGAUGGUCAUCGGCGUCAAUGCGUUGACUUGAUGGUGCUCGUCACCAUCUGGCUUUGCUUCUUUGUCAUUCAUCUGUUCAUAGGAGGCGAGGGCGCCAAGGGGGUAUUUGACAUUGAGCCAUGCGGAGUUACAUACUGGCUCAUCACCAUAGCACAGAUUCCUAUCGCUGUGGCUUUCACAGCGUGUAUUGUGCACCAGAAGCGAAAAUCACACGCUCAGAACAGCCAGGAGUUUGACCAGGCAAUUUCAGUGAAGAGCAAGCUGGAAUCUUUGCCAGUUUACGUCUUCCCGGUAGCUGCUCUGCUGACCGGCGUUAUGAGUGGGCUCUUUGGCAUUGGUGGCGGCCUGCUUCUCAACCCUGUCCUACUACAAAUUGGAGUGCCCCCAAAAACAGCAUCGUCGACGACGAUGUUUAUGGUUCUUUUCUGCGCCUCGAUGUCGAUGGUUCAGUUCAUAAUCCUGGGAGUUGAUGGGAUCGUGACCGCGUUGGUUUACGCCAUCACCUGCUUCGUGGCUUCGAUCGUCGGGCUGGUGGUGAUACAAGGCACCAUCAGGAAGUCAGGGAGGGUCUCGCUCAUAGUGUUCAUGGUCGCCGCCAUCUUGGCGCUCAGCGUCGUCGUGAUAGCUUGCUCCGGAGCGGUUCGAGUCUGGGUCCAGUACACGAGUGGACAGUACAUGGGCUUCAAGAUGCCAUGCUGAUGAACGAUUGAUGAGAAUAUUUUUUUGGCAGAUCGUAAGCUCGCAUAGUCGCAUGUACGUCAGCAUGCUGAAACGGUGAAAAUGUGACAGUUGCACCAAACGCUUCGGCCACUUUGGUCUUUGGUUUGAUGGUGUGUAUUUUUUUUAGAGGGCAUCUACACAACGAAAUCCUGUUAUUAUGAGAUACUAGUACUUCAAGUGACACCUCUCUUUCCUUUCUUCUAUAUAGGUGAGAUUUCACUUGGU
This is a messenger RNA of Oryza sativa Japonica Group (Japanese rice), 1778 nucleotides long. RefSeq names its product sulfite exporter TauE/SafE family protein 2. Gene Ontology annotation, biological process: protein ubiquitination. The record is from RefSeq and is a predicted model, not a curated record. Gene Ontology annotation, cellular component: Cul4A-RING E3 ubiquitin ligase complex; membrane. NCBI's taxonomy places the organism in Eukaryota, Viridiplantae, Streptophyta, Magnoliopsida, Poales, Poaceae.